AUGGCCCGGUUCUCGGUACCAACAAAGGCCAGGCUGCCGUCGUCGCUCCGCGUGGAUUCCUCAAACCCAGCCGUCAUAAAGAGCCUGAACCGGCUAUCCCGCGAAGCGCUCAUUUCCCUGGCCCUGAGCUGGCUCGACGGAGACACCAUAGCCAAUGCAGUGCCGUUUUUGGAGCGGAGAAGCGACGAAGAUGACAUCGACCCGGAUGAUGUGUACCCCCCGUGCGAAUCAGUCCAGCAGCUGUACGAGCUCUACGUCGACAUGCAGCAGCAAAAGGGGUCGAAGCGCGACGUAGCCAAUCGCAUAUUGGAGGGCGAUUGGAGGCACGGGCUGUCGCUGUAUCAGCUCGCCAUGGUCGACUUCUACCAUCUGGAAGAGCAUCCAAUGUCACAGAAAUGGACGGCUUAUAAGAUUCUCCCGCUCAAGCCGCCGACCAAGGGUGUCGAGGACGAAGUCCUUCGUGUCGAUGACAAGGCGCUGAGUGUUCCUCGAUUUCACCCCUCGACUUUCCUACAGAGCCUCCAGGACCAGGUCCUGCCGGAUAUCAAGGCUCACUACCAUUUUCAUCGCCCAAAGGACCUCCCCGUCCUGCUCUUACGUAUAUUCGUCAUAGAAUCUCCCUAUAACAGCAGUCUGGCUCUCUCCGGCGUCACCGGAAGCGGCACGGCCGCCAACUUCACUUCGUCUCGGACGGUGUACCUGGCCUUCCCGGAUGGGUCUUCCCACAUUUACAUCACCAAGUCUCAAGCCAAUGGCCCAGCCGCCGGCGGCGAAUCCAAGAGCCUCCAGAAUCUGAUCAUCCAGGGUGUACCAAAGGCAUUAUCCAGGCCGAGAGAGCGCUACACUCUCAAACCGACAAACCUUACCAGCCGAAACUUGGAGACGCUCCUGGAUAAAAGGGGCCCUGGGCGGGGAAACGCCGCAGGAGGUGGUUGGAGCAUUUAUGCCUCAGAACAGAACAGAAAGUCUCCCCUCGAUACCAUUCUCCCCAGUCCUCCGCUUUCCGACGACUCAUCUCUUUCUGAUAAGAGCCGAAAGAGGCUGAAACCACUCAACUCGGAUCAGCGGGCUGCCAAACGAGCCAAGCUCGUUGCUCAGGCACGGUUUGGCGACUCUGGUCUCGUCAAUGAUGGAAAGGGUGUUGAAAGGAUUGAUGUCCUGCUCGAAGACCCAUUUCCCACGCCUGUCGCUGCAGAAAAGCUAGGGUCGGGGAAGGACAAGGGCGAUGCUCCCGGCGAAGCAUCGGUCUCAGCUCGGAGAAGAACAAUUGAUGCCGCGCUCCGUCUAACCGGCGAUGACGAUGACGAGGAAGCGAAUGACCCCAAGAACCUUUCGCAAUGGAAACCAACUGUGCAAAUCACAUUGCAAGGGAAUCACGUCUUUGCCGGUAUCCGACAGCUCGUGGAAGCGGGCAUCAUAGAUGGCGAACGCAUGCCCGGCUGGAUGACAGGGGAGGAUGGCGUUACGUUGGGCAUUGUCAAGCAUGGACGGAUAAAGGGCAACAAGGGGUCUGGGCUGUGA
Molecule: messenger RNA, 1521 nt
Organism: Trichoderma citrinoviride
Lineage: Eukaryota; Fungi; Ascomycota; Sordariomycetes; Hypocreales; Hypocreaceae
Product: CHL4-domain-containing protein
Exons: 1
Coding region: 1-1521 (506 amino acids)
Biological process (GO): CENP-A containing chromatin assembly; chromosome segregation
Source: RefSeq, a predicted model, not a curated record